UCUUUCUCUCUCUUCAAUUUUGGGGAGUGUCUUGACCUCCAUCUCUCUCCCACCAUCUCCCCAAAGGAGGCAUCUCACAAGUCACAGCCACUCACAGGUCAACCCAUCCACCACUUCUCUUCUUCCUUCAUCUUCUCAUAUUAAAUUAAACAGAAGAUCUCAAAAAAUGGAGGUUCAUCCUUAUUCUCCAAAAGAUCUCAACUUGCCUGGUUUUGUCCCUAAUUUUCUCUCUGCUUCUACAAUUUUGGGUGUUUUUGCUGCUGCUUCAAUCUUUGUUCUUGCCGUCUCAUGGAUUCUUCCCGGGCUGUUUUCAAAGGCAACAAAAUUCGAAAAGUUGCUCAUAUGUUGGUUUACAUUCACUGGUCUAAUACAUAUGGUCGUUGAGGGAUACUUCGUCUUCUCUCCAGAUUUUUACAAGGAUAAGACUGGAUUUUACUUCGCCGAAAUCUGGAAAGAGUACAGCAAAGGUGAUUCCAGAUACGCCUCUUAUGACUCAGCGGUAGUUUCUGUUGAGUUAGUCACAUGCGUUGUAAUGGGCCCCGCUUGCCUUUUAGCCGCGUAUGCUAUAGCAGCCCAGAAGUCCUAUAGGUAUGUUCUUCAGUUGUUUGUAUCUUUGGGCCAAUUCUAUGGUCUUGUGAUAUAUUACAUAACAGCGAUUUUGGAAGGAGAUCAUUUUUCUGCGAGUCCAUUGUACUAUUACGCGUACUAUAUUGGAGCAAAUUCGCCUUGGGGUUUGAUACCUUUCCUCAUAAUCAUCCGAUGUUGGAGGAAAAUAUGUGAAUCUGAGGGUAGAAAUAAGAGAAAAAGGCAAUGAAGUUGGUGCUACCUUUUCUAUUUAUUCUUUUACUCAAUUUCAGCCUUUUUAACAAAAGGACAGAACGAUUAUAUCACAAUAUGGACCAGCUUACUUAGUUGAUGGUUAUGUCAUGUGAUCAUUGAACUUGAAAUAUUAUGGUUUUUGUGAUGUAUUGUUAUGCUACAUGAACUCUUUAUCACUAUAGCCUUAAAUUUAAUUCUUUGUAGCACCAACGCUAUAUAUUAUUCUUAGCUUAAUUUCA
Molecule: messenger RNA, 1058 nt
Organism: Beta vulgaris subsp. vulgaris (sugar beet)
Lineage: Eukaryota; Viridiplantae; Streptophyta; Magnoliopsida; Caryophyllales; Amaranthaceae
Product: probable 3-beta-hydroxysteroid-Delta(8),Delta(7)-isomerase
Exons: 5
Coding region: 167-814 (215 amino acids)
Biological process (GO): sterol biosynthetic process
Cellular component (GO): endoplasmic reticulum; membrane
Molecular function (GO): steroid Delta-isomerase activity; cholestenol delta-isomerase activity; C-8 sterol isomerase activity
Source: RefSeq, a predicted model, not a curated record